CUCCCAUCCUCCACCGAGUAUUUGUCUAAUCAAUAUCCGCUCUGAUCCGGAAAAGAAGCAUUAAAUACUCCUCCAAAAUGAUGAUUAACAGCAUCUUACUUGUCGGGAUGGUUGCAUUUCUAUCCACAACCCAAUCAAAUGCUUACAACUGUGACAUUGCCUUCCAGCCUAUUCCCAAUACCCCCAACGCAGUUGCGUGCCAAAGCGGCCUCGUGGCGCGUAAGUGUGAGCUGGACAAAUGUAUGACAAUCGGGCCGUACGGUCUCAAACCUCUAUCAUCUUGGAUAUUCUCAGGUUGUGUGUCCACCCCAGCAGGGUGGGUCAAAAACCAUGUCCGAGUCAAGGAAUUUACUGUCAAUAUUGCGCUUAAUAGAAUUGAGAUUCGGGGUCACAAGUUUUGGCCAGGGACCUUCGUCCCGGCCCUUGAUGCAGAGCCAUACCACUGCCCCAUGAGUAACGAAAACCUACGGAGGGCUACUUGCCCCGAUCAACACUGUGUCCCCCUCUAAUCAAUCUGACUUGAUUCAUGGCCGAAGAACCAGCCUUUUUUCUUUUUUCUUUGCUUUUUUCCUUUCCAUA
Messenger RNA from Puccinia graminis f. sp. tritici CRL 75-36-700-3, 579 nucleotides. RefSeq lists its product as uncharacterized. The record is from RefSeq and is a predicted model, not a curated record. NCBI's taxonomy places the organism in Eukaryota, Fungi, Basidiomycota, Pucciniomycetes, Pucciniales, Pucciniaceae. The transcript has 5 exons. Bases 78 to 509 code for a protein of 143 amino acids.